AUGGCCACAGCUCAAACACCGUCACCAAAUGGCGCUGUUUCUAAACUAGUGGCAGCGCAAUUGAGAAUGCAUACACAAAGUAGCGAUGGGUUUGUCCGUCCUUUGUGGCUAACAGAUCCACCUAUCGAAGGCCAAGAAUUGUUUUUUGAAGGAGUUCCAAUGAUUGAGCUAAACGAAAAGCGUUCUACCGCCUCAACAGUAGAAAGACCCAACUGCUUCAGAUCCUUGCGUCACAAAGUCAAUGCACCUAGCGAAGUCAACGGUUGCAUGUUAAAUCACGAAAGUAAACUUGAAGAAUCGCUGAUGAAAGCAGUUCAAGAGGGGAACGUACAAGUUAUUGAAGUUCUAAUUGAUCAUUAUCUCCAGCUUUUUAACUUGGAGGAUUUUUAUGAAAAUAACGUUUCCACGAAUUUAGGAACCGCGGGCAAUUCCCGAAAAACUCCAGUAAAUUUUUUGCCGUUGGUAGUGGCUGCGCAUUUUGGGAAAUAUGAGGUUCUUAAACUUUUUAUAUCCAAAGGUUUUACGUUGGAAAAGCCGCACGACGUCUUAUGCGAGUGCUGCAGUUGCCAAGAAGAUUAUUUUAGACAAUCGCAAAAACGCCUUGAUGUUUACAGAGCUAUGGCAAAUCCGAUGUGGAUUUCGUUAACGGGAAGUGAUCCCUUUACAACAGCGUUCAAGCUAAGUCGCGAUUUAAAAACGUCCGCAAAACAAGAGGACGAAUUCGAGAAGGAUUACCUGGCGUUAUCGUUGCAAUGUAGCCAAUUCGCACUGGGGCUUCUAGACGAGUGUAAAACAUGCAAGGAGCAGACCACUGUGUUAAAUUUCCCGGGAAAUGAAGCCAGCGAAGAGGAGUUCGCCGAAGAAGCAUUAGGAUUACUGCACCAUGCUAUUUCUUACGGUCAAAAAGAGGUAAGCAUUUUAUAAGAGAUAAUCAAAUUAGCUAAGAAGUCGUGAUAAAACAGGUACUUCAGCCAAGAAAUUGCGUUUUGGUUUGAAUGAAUCUUCGUAUUUACAAAACGUGUUUCUGUUAGCUUUAUUUAAUCAAUUUUGCGGUCUGAGUCGUAUAACUCUUUAGUACAUUUCCAUCAAUCCUUGUGUUUAGAACCCGACACCUAAUCAGUUACAGAAUUUCAUUGUGGAUCGUAUCCUAUUCAGUGAAAUGUAAUAUCCAUAAAAGACCUUUAAUUCAUAACAUAUUACUGAUUUUUAUGCUCAAAGCAAUUUUUCCCCGUACAUUUGCAUAAAACAAAUAUUCGCUUCCGCACUUAGCGGGAUCGAAACCCACCAUGGCGACUAGUGAAAACUCCCACAAAAUGUCCAUUUCAGAAAAUGAAAUAUAUCUGCAACUGAAAAAGUGUUCAUAUAGCUUUUAUUAUUCGGUAGACAGAAGCAAAAGAAAAACGAAAGUUUUUCGCAAAAAUUUGAUUUGUAGAACAUUAACUCUGCAUAAGGCAUAACUGGCUUUUUAUUAGCGGUUUUUUCCACGACGGGAGUUUUUACAAGUUUAAACUCACAUGUAUGCAUCGCUAGGAAGCCAUAGCGUUGUAAAAAAGCAAAUGAAAUGCAAUGUACACUUGUGUUCUUACAACCAAAAAUAAAAAAGAGUGCGACUCAGAUUUAUUUGACAGAUUGACACGAACAUGACGAAGAUAGUUUCUUCGUCAUCAGUGAAGAACAAAUAAGUUGUGAGAGCGUUUAUGUGAAAAAAAAAUAAAAAAAAAUAAAAAAAAUUAAAAAAAUUAAAAAAGGGAUAGUGUCCAAACUUCAACAUGUUUGCAUAGUAAAGGUAAGUGACAUCACAAAUUGGAGGCAGCAAAUGGUAUUGGCGUUAAAAGAAGCAUUGAAAAAUCAAACUCAAAAUGUAAAAUAUUCAGAAAUACAACGUUUUAUUUCUUUAAUAGCUGAAUAUUAAACUCGAAACGAACAACUUGACAGGAUAGGGGAGUAAAAGCAACCUGUAAUUGGCUGUUUUUUAUUGAUUAUCAUAUUUUAAAACCUUUUCUUAUCCCCGCAGACUAGAAAUCGUUAUUAAUAACCUCAGCGCCGGGAAAAUAAAAAAAGUUUAAUUAUUAUUCCGGAGACAAAAGACUGAUGCCAUGCAGUCCGAGUUUAUAAAGAUACGAUAUAAUUUGUUUUUGAGAUUUAUCAUAUACGCAAUAUGUACACAUUGUAGAAAAAAAAAGUCUUCGAAUUUCUUGUUCUAAAAUCCAUAUCUGCUACCAGAUAGAUAUUCCAUUAGUUUUAGUUGUUUUUAUUUUUCAAGCGGUUUCUUCACAAAGGAAAUACGACAGGGUAAAAGAAGCAGGUGUCAUUUCUGUAUGCUUUACUAUAAAUGUUGAAAAAUACCUUAGAUAAGAAUAAUAAUUUCUGGUGUCUAUGUUAACUUGGUAAUCGGGUUUUUAAAUACAUUUUUUGGGCACAUCUUUAAAGUCUGUUUCUUCGGAUCGAUCUGGUUAAUAAGCUGUUCGGCUUUUUUGCAAAAGCCAAUACUGCUCAUAGAAAAAAGAAAUAAUUAAAGAAACCCGAAUCUUUAAACAUUUCUAAGACUGCCUGAUGCCGGUUAAGACACACGCAUUAAUAAUUUAUGCUUUUAAGUGUGUCAACUUGUGGCAUAAUUUUCUUAUUUUGAUAAUUGCACAAAUUGGAAAUAAGUCAAAUUUGUCAGACAGAUAAAUUUCGACUGCUAAACUGAUAAAUAGUUUGUCUUGGAAAUUUCAAAAGAGAAAUAACCUUCACUGCUAGCUAUAAACGGAAAACAAUCUGCAUUUAAAAACACUUUUUGAUUUAAGACGUUAAGUACCUAUUUACGGGGAUCCGAUUUGUGUUUUUCGUCCUAAGUAAACUAUCAAUAUCAAUGGGUGAAUCUCAAUUCUGUUUGUUUCUUAACAGCGAAUUAUCAUAAAGAUGGAUGACUUGAAAUUUUUACUUUCUUUUUGGCCAAUUUUCAUAGAUUUUUUUUGUUCAAUCCUUUUCUACAUCUUUGUGACUUCUGAUUUUUAACAUUAUUUUAUUCACCAUGCCAUUUGAUUAUCGUCGGAAGAGAAACCCCUUACUGCCUAUAAACAAAAAUCUAAUGUUACUCUGAAUAAACAUCCACUUAUGAAUUUUUCAAUAAUUCUCACAAUGGUCAUGCAUUGUUUCUGCCGAUGUCGGAACUAAUAAAAGUGAGAACAUUAACCUUUUUUUCACUUUGAUGGCGUUGUUUACAGAUCUUUUACAGGAAUCACCUACAAGUUUCUUUUUAAUCUUCAUAGUCUCGCUGUUUUUCUUCUCAUUUUACUUUGUUAGUUUCUUCAUAGUUUUCACGUUAGUUCGCUGAUAAUGAGCAUUUCUAAUAAUAUUUUUUCUAGAAAAUUGCAACGGGCGGGAAUCCUUUUUUUCAUUCAAUACCUUUUGCAUGAAAUGCGCACGGAAAUAUAUUAUAUUUUUAUUUGUUCGCUGGAAAAUGAAAUCGACAUUGUUCUAUAAAACAUCUGACAUCCUUCCAUUUUUCCAACCCGACCCUAAAUAUUAUAAUUUUCUGUAAAAGCUAUCUCAGAAUAUUUCAUGAGUUAUGCUAAACGCAAGCAUUUAGCCCCGGGCUUCAAUUAUUUUGUUGGUGAUCAUUAUCGCAUCCUGCUUUUUACCUAUAUUUGCGCCGCUCAGCUCAGUGUCAAACCAAACAAAGGCAUUGCUAUGACAAAUCAAUUAACGUUUCUUUGUAUAUACAGCGGAACCACUUCGUUAAACGGUUUCAUAAUUUCGAGGAUAUUUCCGCCGUUCUCUAUACACACGUUAUUUAGAAAGAGGCCUUCAAAAACUCGAUUUCAGCCAAGGAAACUUAGUCACCGUCAGCACGAAUCCUUUAUUGUUUGAAAACGGUGAUUUUUUUCUCCGCUUUGGCUUGCCGUUCACACUAACCCAGUGAACGGUCACCCCGGGCCGGAAAACGUAUUUUUUUCCUAAACGCUCUUUAGAGUGGAGUGUUUUGAAAACGCGGACGAUUUUCGAAUACGGUAAUGUCAUACAUCAUACAGCGCAUGACCUGUAACACAUUAGGGAAUUUUUGCAAUGGCGACGGCGACGGCAACAAGAACGUCAAAACAGCAACUGAAUAGGUAUAUUAAGCAAAACAAUAAGUUUGUACGUGCAUCACGCUUUUUUGUUCAUUUCUUUGCCGUUACUGCACGACUACGACGUGAAAAUGCCUAAUUUCCAGUUUUAUUGAGGACGUAAACAAGCGCGGACGAAAUCUUCAUUCAGUAUCUUUUAACUUGAGUGACAGCAACGACGACAAAGUUUGAAAAAACGCUUAUUACUUUUGAAAGUGACGUUUUCGCUCCCGUUGCCGUCGCCGAUGCGAAAACUCCAUAUUGUAUUUCCAUUGUCUCAGUGUUUCCUAAUGGACAGGCGAAUUCUGUUCAAAUGCAUGCAUGACGCUACGUGUGAACGCGUAGUUUUUCGAAAACGGAGAAUAAAAUCUCCCUUAAAAAAUAUCCAGAUGCAUGUGGACGACGCCUCAAAUUAAAAAAAAAUAAAAAAAUAUCUCAUGGUAGGUUCCUAUCACAAAUCUUAUCUUCACGUGUUCCACGUAACAGAGAACGUUCCUACGUUUUCCGGUGAAUUUGUCGGACGACUGAAAGUCCAUCUGUCGAAAUAAAAGAACUCGCUGUCACCCACCGUUUAUUUUGAAUUUAAACCCGGCUGGCAAUCGUUAAUCAGUAAUUAAAAAGUUUGUAUAUGUUGUGGUUCAAUUUUAUCCUUGGUUUAAAUUUUAUUUUCCUUUGUUUCAAACUCAUUAUCAUACAUUACCAUGCCCCAUAUGGAGGAAAGUAAAAUUUAAACCAAGGAUAAAAUUGAGCCACAAUAUAUCCAUCGCGAAGAGUGUGCUCAAUUCAUAUUUUCAUUAAGCAUUUCCAGAACCUUCAAUGCAGAACGCGAGAGAAACGCGAGGGGUGUGCGAGGAGGGAGGGUUCUCCCUUCUUCCUCUCGCGCCCAAAAUCCCCUUUCCAUUCCCCUUUGAACGCCUGGCACGUAGGCUAAAUAUUGGGGGACCUUUUUGCGUUCGUUAUUUCCCUUUCGUAAAUGGUCGAUGGCAUUUUUAACGGUCGAUGCCACCAUUGGUAACCAGGAGGUAACCAAGCCUUAAGUCGUGAUAGAUGUAACAUGGUCUAUGGAUUGGUUUCAAAAUAUGGCAAAUAAAACAAUUUUGAAUAGUUCUAGAGAGAACGACGUUGAAGCCCAAGUUGAAUUUUUAAUACGUUUAAAGUUAUGGAAAGGGCUAGAGUCACCUGUUAUUGAUGUAUCAGUUAAGAAAAGACAGCUGGAUAGUAUGUGUAGUUAAAUUAUUCGGGUUUUUGGCGAGUAGGGAGAGAGAUUAGGAUACGAAACGUCCGGGUUCUACCCUUGGUUGCGAUUAUCUUCCUUUUUAAUUGAAACAUUCCCAAUUCAAAGUAGACAGACUGCAAAUUAUUGUAGUUGCUAAAAAAUAUAUCUACGCCCAACUGUUCAUCAGUAGGAUCCCUAAAAUAACAGUACAAAAUUUUCUAAGUGUCUUGAAAAUUGCAGCGACCGUGUACGAAAAGAACAACUGCGAUGGCCAUGACAACGAGAAGCUCAAAAAAGCAAUAUGUUUAAGCAUAUCAUAGCAAAACAAAAACGGAACAAAAUUCUGUCUGUGUUGUAGCGACCUACAAGGAAAACAAUUCGUAAAAAAUUGUGUUACUUCCGAUUACCUCCAAAUUUGGCUCAAAGGAAGUUAAAAGAUUUAGCCAAUCACACACCGAGUUUUAUGCCAUAUAAGGCAGUGGUCAUAGCGUGCGAAUUUUUGAAAGUGAGAGUGCAAUGGCGUCCAGUAGCAGAAAUUCACGCAAGCAAACGUUCGAUAUCGAAAAGGCUGUUCGGCGAGUUUUAGAGGAAGAAACUGACAAUGGAGGGAUGCCAAGUGAUGAAGAAAGCGAUCUGGAUAACCAGCUUUAUGAUUUGGAUAACAACUGGAGGUAAGUGAUCAGUUGAAGUUUCAUAAGACCAGAGACUCAAAAUGAGAGUUCAAUUUUGAAGAGAAAAUAUGUAUGAAAAUACUACAAAAUACGAUCUAAGUUAUAUUUUUUUGAAAAAACUUCACAAUAAAAAUGAUUCAGCUUGUGUUUGUGUUACAUGUUUUACUGUCUGUUCACUUCCAGAGCCUGUUUAGGAGCCGUUUUAUAGAGUUUUAAAUCUAAAACUCUGGAUAAAAGUAUCAAACGGCAUCCAAAUGGCUCUAGAAGCGAACAGACGGUAAAACACACAACACAAACACAAGGUGAGUCAUUUUUAUUGCGGAGGUUUUUCAAAACAUGUGAUUUAGAUCGUAUUUUGUUUAUUUUCAUACAUUCUGUAACAAAAUUCAAAUUCCAACGGACUCCCAUCAAAGUCUGGGCCGCCAGGCUGUGAUAACACUCACUUCUCAUGAAUUGUCCUAAAAAUUUAGAAAUAUGCCGUUUUAGAUCAGCGUUUUGCGACCGAAACUUGUAUUAUAGUUGAAACAGAUCUCCAAAUUUGAAUUUGUGUUCGUAAAGCUCCAUUUAUUUGGCCAAAGGUAUACUUUUUUAUUAUAAUAUUUUGCGACUUACUCGAAGGGACGCAUAAAUCACGUGGGGACGCGAACCUUGCGUGGAUCUCAAAUACCACUCAAUUAUUUCGAAUUUCCUCCUAGUAACGCCAGAAUUCUCAUAUUUUUCUACCUCAAUGUUCAAUGUGGUGUUUUUUCGGCUUUCCAAAAAAACCUUCCUAUUUUUUUUUGCAAAGUUUGAAAUAUUUUAUAUAAUUUUUUUUUUCAGUUGUUUAGUUGAGUUUAGUGAUGAGAAAAUUUUGUUUCUUUUUUCUGUUUAUUGCCUCGGCGUUUUUAUGGAUAUAUAUAGUUUUAUGUUUUGUUUAUUUAAUUCUCAAAGUGAUGAAGAUGCUGGAAGUGAUGAUGAUGGUGCAGGCAUACCAUCUGUUGUGUUGGCUGCUCCCACAACACCUGCACCUCCUGUAACGUCAGCUGCUUCUGCAGCUCCCCCAGCUGCACCCCUGGUUGCAGAAGAAGUGCAAGAGAUUCUUUCAGGUCAGUAUUAUUUCAUUAUCAUUGUAAACAGUAAUUCAAUACAGUUGGUACUUAUAUUGUAUGCUCUUAUUGUCAUUGAAUCAUCAUUAUUAAUAAAUAUGUUUGUUUUGGUUAGGUCCUCAUCCUCCAACCAGGUUCCACAGCUCAGAUACUCCUCCUGCACGACCUGGUAAGUAAUUAAUUUUAUAGUUUACACAGCAUAUAAUUUUUAAAAGUCAAAGGUUGUUUGUUGUCAUUUAUAACUGAAGUAGUGACAUGUAUGUUUAUGUUGUGCAGCUCGCACUGUCUGUGCUGCAGAUCAGCCUACUAACCGUGGUGCUGGUCGUGGCAAAGGCCGUGCUGCUGGUCGUCGCAGAGGUCGUGGUGGUGCUGCUGGUGAACGCUGUGGUGAUUCAGAGGAUGAGGCUCCCUACCUGAGCUAUGAUGACCCCGAUGUUCCGAAUCCUCUUCCGCCUUUUGUCCCAGGACGUGAUGUUGGUUUUCAGCUCCGUGGCCGUCAUUUGAGGAACACCAUGACAAGGGCUAUUGAUUUUUUUGACCUUUUUUUUACUGAUAAAAUGAUAGGUGACAUAGUUAGACAUACUAACAGUUACGCACAGGAAAAGGUCUUUUCAGGUGAAGGCUCUUCGUAUACCCAGUCUGAUGGCAGCUGGAAGGAUGUGACUGCUGAUGAAAUCAAAAGGUUUAUUGCCCUAUUGAUUCAUUUCGGUGUUGUUCAUGUCCGAGGUGAUGUCCAAAAGAACUGGAGCACGAAGACCCUUUACCAUGGUCUAUGGGCUCGUGCAAUCCUUUCCCGACAGAAAUAUUUUGCAAUCUUAGCCAUGUUGCACGUAGUUGACCCGGCAACCAAAACACCUGGGAAUAAGCUGUGUGAUGUGGAGUCUUUUGUUACUGAUUUUAAAAAAAAAUGUAGUGAAUUGUACCAGCCAAGGCAACAUGUGGCUAUCGAUGAGCGCAUGGUGAAGUCUAGGCACAGGUCAGGGUUUCGCCAAUUCAUCAAGGAUAAGCCCACCAGAUGGGGAAUUAAACUCUGGGUACUGGCAGAUAGCUCAAAUGGCUAUACCAUUGAUUUUAACAUCUACAUUGGUAGAGCUGCAGGGCAGGAUGUCAGUGAACAUGGGCUUGGCUAUGAUGUAGUUAUGCGUCUCAUGUCUCCCUACUUCAAUCGGGGUUACCAUCUGUUCGUAGACAAUUUCUACUCAUCCCUUAUCCUUUUCAAAGAUCUAUUUGAUAGGGGUGUCCUUGCCACUGGUACCAUUUUAGAGACUAGACGUAGUUUCCCAGCCACUCUUAAAAACAGCAAAGAGUGGGCUAAGGGUAAGGAGCGGGGUUGUAUGCGCUGGGUGAGGGACCCUCCCUGUUUAGUUUUGCAGUGGGUGGAUAAUAAGGUGGUGUCCAUGAUAACAACUGUGGGCAAUGCAAAUGACCACGUCCAGGUGUCCCGGAAAGAAAGAAAUGCAGGUUCAUGGACUGAAAGACUUGUUCAACAGCCUCAAAUUUUUCAGAUGUACAACAAGAAAAUGAAUGCAGUUGACAGGUCGGAUCAGAUCCUUUCCUCAUUUAACAUCCAGCGUAAAUCUAUGCAGUGGUGGAAAACUUUGUUUUAUCACCUUAUUGAUAUUGCUGUGGUCAAUAGUUACAUUUUGUUUUUAGACCACCAGGCUAGGUUUCCAGACGAGCUCGAAAGACCGGCUGGAUAUUCACAAUGUGAUUUUCGAGAUGAACUUGUGAGGCAAAUUUGUGAUUUUGAUGAAUAUGGUGACCCCCCUGUCCAUACUAGUGGGAGACCAAAGGCUCAACCUUCUUUGUUCAAAACAGAACAUCUUCCCGUUUUUACGGAAGAAAGGAGAACCUGUGUUGUUUGUUACAAACAGGAAAAAGUGCAGAGAAAGGUUCAUUCCUAUUGUGCUGCACCACAAUGUGAGGGUAAAUACAUGCAUCUCAGCAAGGACCGGCAUUGUUUUCAGAUUUUUCACAGUGAAGAAUAUCAAAGCCAAUAAUUCUUUAGCUCUCUGCUGCAUUUUUAGUCUAUCUCAGAUGACACUGAAAAUAAGAAAAAAAAUUUAAAACUUAUAUAGAAAAAAAAAAAGUUAAAAGCUGUAUUAAAAUUACUCAGCGGCAUGAUGGUCUAAAACAAAAUGUUUUACUGUUUUUGUGAGAUUAACUUAACCUUGGUUUUGUUUCUUAUCAGGUAGAUGUAGAGGGCAUUAUAUCACAUUUAGGGAGUAUCUGAGUAUUUGUGUCAUUUUAUAUAAGUUUAUGAGACAACACCCUUUUAGAUAUGCAAAAAAACACAAAUAUGUAUAUCUAAAUAUAUUAUUUAUUGCAAGUUUUUAUUAAUUUUAUAUAUUUUGUAGAAUACAAUCAACAAUCUUUUCCGUAGCCUGCCAAAUGUUGGCAGGGGUGGUGGUGGGUUUUUUUUUUUCAAAAUAUCUUUUCAAGCUUUAUUUGAAGUCUGGCAUUUUGAGUUAUUUAUUACGAAAAAUGAUCAAAAUCCUGUCAUAGUGGGUUGUUAGGGGUUUAGACGGGCUUUUUGCACCAUCUUACAUCAUUUUGAUAUAUAACCCCCACCCCUCUGAUAUGUACCCACAGGAAAAAAAAAUUGAAAAAAAGGUAUUUUUUUACCAUGAGUAGGUGUCCCAAGAAAAUUGUUAAAGAUUGUAUAUUUGCUUCUUUUCAGGGAGAUUUGGCAUGCAGUUGGUCAGAAAAAAAAUGCAAGAAAUUCAUUUUCAACAUAUCUUGCAAGUACACUUCAUUUUGGACUACAUGGCGUUCUUUUUGAAUUUGUUUACAUUAAUUAUGCAAUUUUUUUUUGACUGAAUGUGUUUUGGAAACUGUAUUGAAUGUCUGGAGAGUACACAGUGUUUUUUGUACAGCUACAAUGUAAUUUAUCUUUUUCAAAUGGGAUGUAGUCUAAAACACUGCUGUAAAUACCUGUAGAUAAUUUAUAUUAAUAAAAAUGUCGAAGUCGUCAAUUUUAGCCUGAUUUUUAUGUGAAGACGAUGAGUCCUAGAUUAGCGCUAAUCGGCCUUCGAGGAAGCGGACCCAGAUGUAUACAUGGUUACCUGCAAUAUACUGUUUGGGGUUAACCCUGCGAUGGAUUAGCAUCCCAUCCAGGGGGGAGUCGCAAUAAUCCUAGCUAUGCUUCAUGCUAAGGAAACCGGGAUAAGCUUCGGCCGUUUGGGCCGUUACCUUAACUUAAUAAGCAAAGAAACUAUUAAUGCAUCACAUGUUCUCUGAGUACAAUUCUUUGCCGUUUAAUACACCACAGGCAGCCCAAGCUCAGUAUUAUAAUUUUAUCAUAACGCUAAUCGUAACAUUUUAUUAUUGGCCUCGGACAUAAAGUAUUUUCAAAAUAAAUACUGUUGAGAUUUAAAUUCGUGAUACGGUAAUGAUGACAAAAUGUUACCCUAAGAAAUGCAUAGGAAGAUAAAAUACAAACACGGAAAAAAAUUCUUACUUUCCGGUCCUACAAAUGUCAUGUAGGGAGCUACAAGGAAAACAAUUCGCAAACAAAUGCGUUACUUCCGAUUGCCUCCAAAUUUGGCUCAACAAAGGAAGUUGAUAGAUUUAGCCAAUCACACACCGAGUUUCAUGCCAUAUAAAUCAGUGGUCACAACGUUCGAAUUUGAAAGUGGGAGUGCAAUGGCGUCCAGUAGCAGAAGUUCACGCGAGCAAACGUUCGAUAUCGAAAAGGCUGUUCGGCGAGUUUUAGAGGAAGAAACUGACAAUGGAGGGAUGCCAAGUGAUGAAGAAAGCGAUCUGGAUAACCAGCUUUAUGAUUUGGAUAACAACUGGAGGUAAGUGAUUAGUUGAAGUUCCAUAACCCAAAAGUGAGAGUUCGUUGGAAUGUGAAUUCAAUUUUUAAGAGAAAAUAUGUCUGAAAAUAUACAAAAUACGAUCUAAGUUAUAUUUUUUUGAAAGCACUUCACAAUAAAAAUGAUUCAACCUUAUUGCGUUGCAUGUUUUACUGUCUUUUCGCUUCUAGAGCCAUUUUGAAGGCGUUUUCAUAACGGCAUCGGAGAUCGGCUCUAGGAGCCAACAGACAGACCAUUCAACAUAAACACAAGUUGAAUCAUUUUUAUUGCGUCGUUUUUUCAAAAAAUGUAAUUUAGAUCGUAUUUUGUUUAUUUUCAUACAUUCUCGAUCUAACAAAAUUCAAAUUCCAACGGACUGCCAUCAGAAGGGCCGCCAGGCUGUAAUAAAACUCACUUCGCAUGAAUUGUGUUAAAAAUGUACGAACAUAUGCCGUUUUCAUGCCGUUUUUAUGCCAUUUAGAUCAGCGUUUUGCGACCGAAACAAGCAUUAUAAUUGAAAUAAAUGUCCAAAUUUAAAUUGAUGUUCCUAAAUUUAAAGCUCCAUUCAUUUGGCCAAAGGUAUACUUUUUUAUUAUAAUAUUUUGCGACUUACUCGAAGGGACUCGUAAAUCACGUGGGGACGCGAACCUUGCGUGGAUAUCACAUACCACUCAGUUAUUUCGAUUUUCCUCCUUGUAACGCCAGAAUGUUCAUUUUUUUUUUCCUCAAUGUGGUGUUUUCGGCUUUCCAAAAAAACCUUCCUAUUUUUUUUACAAAGUUUGAAAUAUUUUAUAUAAUUGUUUUUUCACUUGUUUAGUUGGGUUUAGUGAUGAGAAAAUUUUGUUUCUUUUUUCUGCUUGUUGCGUCGCCGUUUUUAUAUAUAUAUAUAUAUAGUUUUCUGUUUUCUUUAUUUAAUUCUCAAAGUGAUGAAGAUGCUGGCAGUGAUGAUGAUGGUGCAGACAUUCCAUCUGUUGUGUUGGCUGCUCCCACAACACCUGCACCUCCUGUAACGUCAGCUGCUUCUGCAGCUCCCCCAGCUGCACCCCUGGUUGUAGAAGAAGUGCAUGAGAUUCUUUCAGGUCAGUAUUAUUUCAAUACAGUUGGUAGUUAUUGUAUGCUCUUAUUGUCAUUGAAUCAUCAUAAUGUUAUGUUUGUUUUGGUUAGGUUCUCAUCCUCCAACCAGGUUCCACAGCUCAGAUACUCCUCCUGCACGACCUGGUAAGUAAUUAAUUUUAUAGUUUUUAUAGCAUAUAAUUUUUAAAAGUUAAAUGUUGCUUGUUGUUAUUUAUAAUUGAAGUAGUGACAUGUAUGUUUAUAUUUGUGUAGCUCGCACUGUCCAUGCUGCAGAUCAGCCUACUAACCGUGGUGCUGGUCAUGGCAGAGGCCGUGCUGCUGGUCGUCGCAGACGUCGUAGUGGUGCUGCUGGUGAACGCUGUGGUGAUUCAGAGGAUGAGGCUCCCUACCUGAGCUAUGAUGACCCCGAUGUUCCGAAUCCUCUUCCGCCAUUUGUCCCAGGACGCGAUGUUGGUUUUCAGCUCCGUGGUCGUCAUUUGAGGAACACCAUGACAAGGGCUAUUGAUUUUUUUGACCUUUUUUUUACUGAUAAAAUGAUAGGUGACAUAGUUAGACAUACUAACAGUUACGCACAGGAAAAGGUCUUUUCAGGUGAAGGCUCUUCGUAUACCCAGUCUGAUGGCAGCUGGAAGGAUGUGACUGCUGAUGAAAUCAAAAGGUUUAUUGCCCUAUUGAUUCAUUUCGGUGUUGUUCAUGUCCGAGGUGAUGUCCAAAAGAACUGGAGCACGAAGACCCUUUACCAUGGUCUAUGGGCUCGUGCAAUCCUUUCCCGACAGAAAUAUUUUGCAAUCUUAGCCAUGUUGCAUGUAGUCGACCCGGCAACCAAAACACCUGGGAAUAAGCUGCGUGAUGUGGAGUCUUUUGUUACUGAUUUUAAAAAAAAAUGUAGUGAAUUGUACCAGCCAAGGCAACAUGUGGCUAUCGAUGAGCGCAUGGUGAAGUCUAGGCACAGGUCAGGGUUUCGCCAAUUCAUCAAGGAUAAGCCCACCAGAUGGGGAAUUAAACUCUGGGUACUGGCAGAUAGCUCAAAUGGCUAUACCAUUGAUUUUAACAUCUACAUUGGUAGAGCCUCAGGGCAGGAUGUCAGUGAACAUGGGCUUGGCUAUGAUGUAGUUAUGCGUCUCAUGUCUCCCUACUUCAAUCGGGGUUACCAUCUGUUCGUAGACAAUUUCUACUCAUCCCUUAUCCUUUUCAAAGAUCUGUUUGAUAGGGGUGUCCUUGCCACUGGUACCAUUUUAGAGACUAGACGUAGUUUCCCAGCCACUCUUAAAAACAGCAAAGAGUGGGCUAAGGGUAAGGAGCGGGGUUGUAUGCGCUGGGUGAGGGACCCUCCCUGUUUAGUUUUGCAGUGGGUGGAUAAUAAGGUCGUGUCCAUGAUAACAACUGUGGGCAGUGCAAAUGACCACGUCCAGGUGUCCCGGAAAGAAAGGAAUGCGGGUUCGUGGACUGAAAGACUUGUUCAACAGCCUCAAAUUUUUCAGACGUACAACAAGAAAAUGAAUGCAGUUGACAGGUCGGACCAGAUCCUUUCCUCAUUUAACAUCCAGCGUAAAUCUAUGCAGUGGUGGAAAACUUUGUUUUAUCACCUUAUUGAUAUUGCUGUGGUCAAUAGUUACAUUUUGUUUUUAGACCACCAGGCUAGGUUUCCAGAUGAGCUCGAAAGACCAGCUGGAUAUUCACAAUGUGAUUUUCGAGAUGAACUUGUUAGGCAAAUUUGUGAUUUUGAUGAAUAUGGUGACCCCCCUGUCCAUACUAGUGGGAGACCAAAGGCUCAACCUUCUUUGUUUGAAACCCAACAUCUCCCUCUUAUUUCUGAAAAAAAGAGAAACUGUGUCGUUUGUUACAAACAGGAAAAAGUGGAGAGGAAGAUUUCGACCUAUUGUGGCGCACCACAAUGCCAGGGAAAACACAUGCAUAUCACCAGGGAACGAAAUUGUUUUAAGAUUUUCCACAGCAAAGAAUAUCAAAGCAAAUAAUUUUUUAGCUCUGAAUUGCUGCAUUUUUUAGUCAGUCAGUCUCUCAGAUGAAAUUGAAAAUAAGAAAAAAAAGUUAAAAAUAUAUUUGUGAGAAAAAAAAAAGUUAAAAGUUGUAUUAAAAUUACUCACCUGCAUAUUACUUGUAAGUGUGGUCUAAAACAAAAUGAUUUACUUUUUUUGCGAGAUUUACUAAUGCUUGGUUUUGUUUCUCAUCAGGUAGAUGUACAGGGUAUUGUAUUGCAAUAGGGAGUAUCUGAGUAUUUGUAUCAAUUUCACAAGUUUAUGAUACAACAACCCUUUAGAUACGUAAACACCAGAAAUACAUUUUUAUGUAUAUCUUAAUACAAAACAUAUUGCAAAUUUUUUAUUUUUUAUUUUCUAUUUGUAGAAUACAUUCAAUAACCUUUUCAGUAGCCUGCCAGAUGUUGGCAGGGGUGGUGGUGGGUUCUUUUUUUCCAAAAUUUUUGUCAAACCUUUAAUCUUCUAAAAUCUUUCUAAAUCUGGCAUCUCGUGUCAUUUAUUGCAAAAGAUGAUCAAAAUCCUGUCUUAGUGGGUUGUUAAUAAAUUGUUUAGAAGGGCUUUUGGCAUCAUUUUGAUACCCCCCUUGUAGACACAGGAAAAAACACAAUUUUUUUCCUUUUUUUACCAUGAGUAGGUGUCACAAAAAAAAAUUGUUAAAAUUUCUAUAUUUGCUUCUUUUCAGGGAGGUUUGGCACGCAGUUGGCCAGAAAAAAAGCAAGAAAUUCAUUUUUAACAUAUCCUGUAAAAUACACUUCAUUUUGGACCACUUGGCGUUCUUUUUGAAUUUUUGGCAUUUAUUAUGCAAGUUUUUUCACUUUGAAUUUCUUUUUUGGAAACUGUAUUGAAUGUCUGGAUAGUCUGUUUUAGAGAGCUGCAAUGUAAUUUAUCUCUUUGCAAUGGGAUAUACUCUAAAACACUGCUGUAAACACCUGUAAAUAAUUUAUAGUAAUAAAAAUAUCGAAGUCGUCAAUUUUAGCCCUGUUUUUAGCGCUAAACGGCCUUCGAGGAACCGGCCCCCGGCGAGAUACUGCUGGGGGGUUAACCCUGCGAUGGACUAGCAUCCCGUCCAGGGGGGGAGUAGCAAUAUUCUUAUGCAUGCUUCAUGCUAAGGAAACCGGGAUAAACUCCGGUCGUUAUCUUUACAAGGAAGGGGGGUGGGGGUACCCAAUACCGCAAUACCGUCAGAACAAUUGGCAAAUACCGAUACCGCAUUUAUGAUCGGUAACGUUUACUUUUAAAGCGGUAUCCAUCUCGCGUGUUUGUUUAUCUCAAGCAUGUAUGCACCAGAAAUCAACCUCAGACAUUGCGAGAAAACGUUAGAGGACCUUGAUCGGUACAACGAUCGAAAAGCCCGGUCAUUGGAUGCCCUUCUAAUUUCGUCAUAUCUUGUGUAAUCAUUUAAUCAUUUGUGACAUCAUUUUAAUCAUUUAGCUUACUGUGGUUGGUGCUGCACAUUGUAUUGACCUGUAUUAGACAGGAGAGCGCAAGUAAAUGGUAUCGCAAUACCGUGAAGGUCCGUGAAGGAUCUUUUACCAAAUAUAGUUAACCAAAAGGAUGAAAUACCGCAGGGCUGGAUGAUAGCGCAAUCAUCUGACGCACAUUAAAAAUAAAAUUACCGAAAUAAAGCUCAAUACCGUAAACCCCCAUGUCUCCCUCCUUUACCUUAAUAAGCUCAGAAACUACUGCAUCACACUUUUUCCCAGUACAAUUCGCUGCCGUCACACCACAGGCAACCCAAGCUCAGUAUUAUCAUUUGGUCAUAUUUAUAAUAUGGUAUAAUAUCGCUAAUCACAACAUUUUAUUGGCCUUGAACAUGAAGUAUAUUCAGUGGUGGGGACAGAAUGUAUAGGCGUAUUUGCACGAAGUAAAUUAUUUUAUUUCUUUUCAUUCGCAGUUCGUAGCUCACCCAUUUUGCCAACAUCUUCUCAUGAGCCGAGUGUUCGGCGGUGUCCCGUACUGGCGCACGCGUGGAAUCACUUUCCGCAUCUUCUACGUCAUGACUCAAGUACUGAUCUAUCCGUUUAUGGCUUUUUUGUACUUCUUCUGCCCUUUUCUAGCAUUAAGCCGAAAAAUAAAGAGACCGUUUAUAAAAUUCAUCAACCAUACUGCAUCAUUCGUGAUUUUUCUAUCCCUCCUUGCUGCCUCGUCACACGAGAGGUUUAACAUCCGAUUUAGUCAAGUACCAUCCGCACUGGAAUGGAUUAUCCUCUUGUGGAUCCUCGGAAUAGCUUGGGGGGAGUGCAAACAGGUCCGGCAUGACGGUGUGUUCAGGUACUUAUCAAGCGGAUGGAACUGGAUGGAUAUGGGAAUGGUAGUUUUGAUCCUUGGCGCUUAUUUAGUAUGGUUUGGACGCGCCAUUGUUGGAAAAUACACUGACAUUGAUUGUGUAGCCGAUCACUUUAUUCUGAGCGCGGCAGACGGGCUCUAUGCGAUGGGCGUGGUGGCCAGCUUCUUCCGCUUGGUGUACCUGUGCCAGAUAAGUCGUUACUUGGGUCUCCUGCAGCUCAGCUUGAGUCGUAUGGUUCGAGUAAUCUUCCAGUUCGCUUUCAUCAGUGUGGUAAUGUUGAUAUCAUUUUCGGUCAGCAUGACAAUGUUAUACUCAUCCUCAUUUGAGGCUUAUGGUCAGGAAAGACCAGGGAUAAAUGACACAGACGUGAUACACAGUCUGCUAAGCAAAGGAUAUCACAGGUAAAUAACUCAUCAAAAGUCAUUAUACUUAAAAAGAUUAUGUCAACUUAGGCUAAUGACCACAAAGUUCAAGAAUUUGUCUGAUAACAAAUAUUAAAUUAAAUCAAUCGGAAAUCACCUCAACUAGGACACCACAGGGACAUGGCAUGGUGGCUAAAUGACCGUUUUCUACGGAAUCAUGUCCACACUGUAGACACUCUUAGGUAUUGCAUGUAUGAAGAAAUCGUCUACUGAGACCUUUAAGACGUAAAUAGCGCCUAGUAUCUCUGAUCGCCGCACAUAACUUACAGUCCAAUUUAUCAGCUAAGACGUGUCGUCAAGCAUAAAGGCAAGACGCCCUUAAGGUAAUGUUACACAGUACGAUUCGCAACCACGAUUUUUUGCGCAGCACAGCAUUGCAAUGUUGGAACAAUGUUGCAACCAUUUGAAGCAAUGUCGGAACAAUGUUGCAACGCUGUGUUUCGCUAAAAAUUGUUGUUGCGGAUCGUUUCGUGUAACAUCACCUUUUUAUAAAAUGACUAAGAUAAUACGCGCGUUCUGAUUGGCUGAGAGGAGUGUUUGCAUCAUAUUGUGGCGUCAAGAUGUUUUGCUUUUCGAGCGCUAAUCACGCAAGCACGGAUUUGAAAAAGUUUUCAACUUCAAAACUCGACAAGUUUACUUUAUUUACCCAUUCCUUCGUCGGCUAAAACUUGGGAAAUCGUUACAAAGAAAGUGUCUCAAUUUUUUUUCGCUAAAGCUGACAUUUUAAGCGAGAAAAGUCCGUAUUUUGGAAAGCAUCUUUUUGCAAAACAAGAACUGUUUAAGCGUGCAAAUACCUCGUGGACAAGACUUUGCGACUGGUAAGAAUUCCUCUUUUAAUCAGUACCAUACAAAGAUUUUUGCGUUUUUUCUCGGGACAUUUUUUUUAUAAAAGCAAUAGAAAACUUUUUUCCUGUGUUUGCAUAGCCUGAUAUAAAUACUCGAGGCGUUGGGAGAAUUCUUGACAGUUAUGCAAACCCUCGACUUCGUCUCGGGUUUGCAUAACUGUCUCGAAUUCUCCCAGACCCUCUCGUGUUUAUUUCAGGUUUUGCAGACACGGAAAACGUUUUCUAUUGCUUAAAUAGUCGCAGUCAACAGUCAGUUGUUAAGUAAUGGUCCAGAUAAGAAGGAAAGGACCAAAACGCAGUGAACACGUUGGAAUGCAAAAAGGUGCUAACUUUACUAUUGUCUCUACUAAGGUUCUGAUUGGUCUAAACAUCAAAUUUUACGAAAUCUUCGCAAAGCAGCAUGUAUGUUAAUCCAUUUUUUCUAUCCAACUUCCUUAUAACAAAAUCUCGUCUGAGUCUAAGUAACACAAAAAUCGUAUGUGCGGAUGAUGUAAAAUUGUGAACAUUUCUUGGCCAUUGUUUGCUACUCUUGUGAUUGGUCGAAAUGUUUUAACACAAAAAUACACCCUUUAAAAGUGGAGUUUAAAUACAUUUUCUUUCGUAAACAGCCUUUUUAUAGAUUUAUGCAUUCUCUGCGUAAAAAUGGAAACAUUUCUAUGUGAGGAAAGCGUAUUGCGCCACAACAAAAGAAAGUACUUCCCUUCUUACCUGGAUCAUUACUUAAUCCCUCUACAAUAGAUAAUUCCGUUUGUCUCUGUUUCAGUCUAAUCACAACAAUGGUAACCCUGAUGUGGGCAAGUUUAGACAUGAUUACACUUGAUAGCUUAUUAGAGGUCUUCAAAGAUCAGAGCCUGAUCCGAAUCUGGACAGCGAUUCUCUUCACUCUUUAUCAUGCCGCCUCACUUAUUGUGCUUCUUAACAUGCUGAUUGCAAUGAUGAGUAAUUCAUACCAGCGUGUGGAGGUAAGCUUCACCUGUAAAAAAACGGUCAAACAUUUGUCUUAAGCGCGCGGCACGGGUUGGGUGGGGUGGGGAAGGAGAGAGGGAAGUUUAGCGGAGAUAGAGGAGGGAGGAAAAAGCUCUCUCCCUCUUUCACCCCUGGCAUUUGUCUCCCCAUCUCUCUCUGGUUUUGCUCUUAAGUGAAGGCUGAUUUGUCUCAUAGAAGAGCUUUAUGGUUUUAAUCUAGCGUGCGUGCCACGUAUGCUAAGCAAAGCGUACUCAAUGAAUUACCGUAACUGCGUUUGGAAUAUCCCUUCGCCUUGAUUAGCCAACUAAACCAUGGAACAAAUCUUAGCAAUACGCAGCUGGAACCCAGAACAAGGAUUUCGUUGUCGCAGAAGUUUAAUUUCGUCUGCGGGCUAGCUUUAAUCUUGCCUGCAGUCAAAAAAGGAUCAACAUCUCUAAUACUUAAUAACACCCGUUUUAAUUUGUACUGCGCCAAAUAUAUUGACUGCUUUAUCUAUAUAAUCGACUUUGAUUUCCGAUUAAAUAGUUAACUCUCUCGCAAUGGACACCUUCCUAAAACAGACACUCUUGAUUACUGCGGAUUGGUAACUGCCGUUCUUCAGUCCUUUCCUCUAACUGCCGAUUAACCGAGUUAGCAAGGACGGUGCAGUGGUGAAAUCACUCGCCUCGAUCCACCAAUGUGGCCCGGGUUCGAUUCCUGGCCUCGAAUCGCGUCAUGGGUUGAGUUUGUUGUUGGUUCUCUCCCUUGCUUCGAGAGGUUUUUCUCCGGGUACUCCGGUUUUUCCCUCUCUUUAAAUUUAUUCCAAUUCGAUCAGGAACUCACGGACACGUUUCAACGAGUUCUCAUGAACUCCUAAGAGCUCCGUAGGUAAACAAAAUUGCAAUUACAACUCUCCAUAAAGCAGAUGCUUCUCUUAAAUGGACCCUCGGUACGGUGCCCAUCUUAGAGAGGGUUGUAAAAUAUUGCGUAAAAUACUUGGGUACUAUGCUGUAUUCAGCUCUAAGAAACCAAUCAUAGCCAAGCAUAGCGCCAUUCAAAUCACUUAGACCCUUGCCGCACGUACUUACAUACAGAUCCCCCUAGUUUAACUUUUCUUCCCAACGCGUGCGUACACCUUCAAGUCUCACGCUACGUCCCUGAUUUGUUUGUAGGAUAACAUCGAAACAGAGUACAAGUUUGCCCGAGCGCAAUUGUGGGCGGACUAUAUAGGGGAUGGGGUAGCUACCCUACCUCCCCCUCUGAAUCUAAUUCCGUCUCCAAAGACUAUUGUGAGAUGGGUAUUUAAACUGACAAAUAAGUGCUUUGGAGUUCCACAACGUCUACCGUGUUGUGUGAAGGUGAGUAUCCUUUCAAUGUUAGUAAAUUUCUACAUACCGUAUUUACUUCCGUGUCAGUGGAUUCCAUUCUUUGCUCCUACUUAUUUACUUACGCUACGGUCCGAAUCAGUACCUGUUACCUCUACACCAAAGUGUGGCACAGAAACUAGGGACUUAACGAUCCGAUGACGCGACGCCAGCGAAGACGUCGCUUCACAAAUGAAUUUGCGUUCUUUCGGUCUUUUUCGCGAUUACUCCAACUCACGUACUUUGUCAAAGGUUGGCGAACCCUCCCGGAGUUGAAUUUCUAAGAACCAUAUUCAAGUUUAGAAAGAGAAUAAAAGUUUGUCGUCGCUUGUUUACGUCCUCCCUAAAAAGUAAAAUUAGGCAAUUUCACUUCGUAGUCUUGCAGAAACGGCCAAGAAAUUUACAAAAAAGUGAGAUGCACGUGCAAAGUUGUUGUUUUGCCUACUGAACCUGUUGUUGUUUGACGUUCUCGUUGCAGUCACGUAGUGGGAUUGUAAAGUCCUUACUAUCCGAUACAUGACGCGCCACUUUAGAGAUCGGCGCGGCGUAGCUUCGCUCAGUUAAUUUACAAAAAUCGCACCGAAAUCACAGUUUUUGUGUGUGAACGGAAAACCUUAUGCGGUAUAGGUAGCUCAAGCGGCCGUAAAUUUCAAUUGCGAAUUCGUCUCCGUUCAAUGACAAUUUAAUAUGAGUCGAGCUAAAAGAAACUAGAUGUUAACUAUGGUUGAGAUUUUUCAAUGAGUAGCUUUCCACUACUUAAUUUUUUUUGCCUGUAAUGUACACACAGGGAACGUUUCGUGUUUAUCAACAACGCAGUAUGGAUGUGGAACAAAAGAAGCAAUGUUAUCAGGUGAGAAAGUAAUUUUUUUUAAAGAAAUAUGUGGCUGUGGGCUUUAUUUAACAAAUCGACAUCACGAUUGUUCAUGGUCUGCACUGUUAUCAAUUAUAGACGUCAUAAUGUUCAAAACUCAAGUGGAACUACGAGCCGCUGGCGGGUGGUUUCACUGCAAAGCGUUUUUUUUUACAGUAACAUCGGCAGUUUUGACGUCCAUUUCCGUUAAAGUUACACGGAGAAUGGCGCGCGUGAGAAAGAGAAAAACAAAUGGCGCCAUCAUCACGUCAUUUCCAUGGUAUUUUCUCGUAUCUAACAUAGCUCUCGACCAAUCAUGCAGCGCGCGAAAAAUCGCUCAGUUAUUGUAAAAAGAUCGUUUUUAGAUGGCGUCACGUACAUUGGUUUUCCAAGUCAAUAAAUGGGCUUUCUACCAUGAGCACUCUUUGAGACCAAAAUCUGCAAUUCACCGCCCCCCUUCCAACCCCCUUCAGCUCCUUAAGCGAGACGACAUGGCUCCCUUUGCGUGGUAUAUGGGGGUCUUUUCCUCCGGACCAGCAAGUAAGUAAAACCAAGUGAAUAGUGCAGAAAAAAAAUAAUGUGCCUGCUUAGUUAUGUUAUGUAAUUGGCGUUUUAAGACUAUCAUAUUUUGCUCUCUUAGAAUGUUGUUCGGGAACUUAUCAGUCGUUAUUGGGCUCGACGUCGUCUUAAGAAAAACUCAUCAGAAAACGUCAACGCUGAUGAAAUGGCUGCGAUGGCAACAGUAAAGGAAGAGGUUGCAGAUAUGUUGAGUGAAAUAAGAAACAUUCUUUCAACAAAUAAACGAAACAAGAGUCGAGAGAGGAUGUUACGUUUUGAGCCACAAGUCACCUUAGAGGUAUAA
This is a messenger RNA of Porites lobata, 21506 nucleotides long. NCBI's taxonomy places the organism in Eukaryota, Metazoa, Cnidaria, Anthozoa, Scleractinia, Poritidae. The record is from the annotation of a GenBank genome assembly.